AAAACAUAGUUUUAUUUUGCAUGUUUUAGUUAACAUGGACUGAAACAAAAAACCUCAUUCAUAAUUUAAAAGUCAUACUUUUCAUGCCCCUGGGGAAACUAUUCAUGGAUAAACAAAAUCUCAGUUUGCAGAGACAAAAACAAAGUUGGAACUCAUAAAAGGAAAUAACUUAGUGUUCUGUAAAUAAUUCAUGUGGCUUUUCUUCCUCUCUGAUGAAAGAAAUCGAGGAUGAUCUUGAAUUAUGUAGAAGCUGAUCUUUCAGGGGAGUGUAAUCAUUUCAUACACGUCUGCCUGAAAAUGAGGGGCAACUGAGAUGAGGAGACCAUCUUUCCCACAUCCUAAAGCCUCCCAGACGCCACAGAGAGGAAAGACUCUUUCCCUGUACACCCCCUGUGCCUGUCCCAGAAUAUUUACUCCCAGGGCCCUCAUCCUACCCAGUGCUGUGCCUGGCACAGGGAAGGUGCUUAGCAGUCUCAGAUUUAGUAGUUUCGUAAAACUACACUUCAGUAACCUGAAAAUGAAAAACAUUCUAUCCCAGAAAUAAAAUAAGGCAUAUCCCUUCAAAUAUUUAAUUUUGGGGCAAGGAUAUAUGACUCGGCAUUCCUCUAUCUUAACCAAUUUAUUAAGUAAUUGCAGUUUUUGCCAUUAAAAGUAAUGCACCAACCCAAUAUUUUAAAUGGAUAGUAUAUACUUAGGAGAAAUACUUUAAACAAAAGCAUAGUUGUAAACCUUUUUACUGAAACAGUCUUUAACAUAAAUGUCCUUUUUAGUGGUUUGGAAAAAUGACUAUAACUUUUUUAAAAAAAUGGGAAAUCUACAAGUAAAAAGAUUAGCAAAAACAAAAGAAAAUGCUCUAUAAUGGAUAUUCUACUAAGCACCCAGGAUCGCAUGAGGCUGUCUUUGCUUUUAUUUAACAAGAGGCGAAAUGAGUAUAUGCUGUAAUUCUGCACCUGUUCUAUGGAUCUUGCCUGUGGGGAGAUACUCUCUAUAAAACUAUGCACUCCAUAGCUCCUGUGACGAACAGCGUUCAAAUUCUGCCUGUUAUGAGGUGUAAUUCAAUAAGCACCUUUUGCUGACCAGCUCUUUGCAGGAUAUAUGAAUGGCUGAGCUAAGAAUAAAAGCCCUUUUGGCAAUCUGAUACUUCGCCUUCUCUUCCACUCAGUUUUCAGUCAACCUCACCAUCAGAUACCCCGCCAGAGGCAUCACUCUCUCACUAGCCACUUGCUCAUAUAUUUAUGCCAGUAACAGUGCUGCGUGGGGAAAUAUGACGGUAAAGUACAAUCCUAGUUUAAGUUUCUUAUCUACCACUUAGGAAGGGUCCCCAGAUGGCAAGCUAGCUAAAAUUAUUAUUAUGCCACUGAGGAAAAAAGAAAUAGAUGACUCCUCCGUGGAAUCUUACCAGCUCACAGUGAGCGAGGCGAGUCUUAUGUUAAAAACACCAACUGAAGAUUAUCAAAAGAAUGGCAUCAAACUUUAAAAAAAAAAAGACUACUAUAUUAAUAAUAUAACUUUCUUCCACUUUGACCUGUGUCACCCAUAAAACCACAAAGCUCCUGUUUUCAGAUUCAACCAAAUUCCUUAAUUAUUUAAUUUUAUUAUAACAAAUAUAUAUUAACAAGUAUAAUAGUACAUUUUUUACUUCACAGUAAUAUUUGUUGUAAAAGUAAGAAACAGUAAGAAUUAUAUAAAAUAGAAAAAGAAAACCUCUUGUAAUCUCAUCUCUCUAAAAUUAAUUAUCAUCUAAAAUUUGGUAUAUCUGUCCAUGUAUUUUCUAUAAAUAUUACAUGUAUCAUUAUUAUAUAAAUAUUUUGAAAAACAAACCCAGGAUCAUUUUAUAUCAAUUUCUUUGUAGUUUUAUAUCAAUUUCUUAGCACUUUUAUAUCAAUUUCUUUGUAGCACUUUUGUUCAUUCAAUAUUGACUGGGUGCCUGCUAUGCAUUAAAUACUGGGAAUGUAGCAGUGAACAAAGCACGGAACUCUGCCUUCAUGGAGUCUGCAUUCCAGCAGGGAGAUGGAGACAAGAAACAAUACAGAAGUUAUAAGUGCGCAACCUACAAAGCAAGGCUGGCACUUCAUAUUGGGGUACUCCAGACACCACCAGCUCCAGUCAUUGAAUUAAUGGCUAUUUUCAAGGCGAGAAAAGCCUCUCAGGCUACCUCAGAUUCUCAGAGUUUGGCAGUCUGGAAAGGGUUAAGAACUUGCUGCCAUAAUUCUAUCACAGACUGCUCUUGCUUCUACAGAAAAACAGAACACAAAAAACACGGAGCAUCUCAAGAAGAAUCUCCUAUCUGAAUCUAAGACAAGAAAAUGGCAUUUUUGUCUACUUUUAUUUGCAGGGAUGGCAUUUUUGUCUACUUAUAUGUGCAGUGUUUAUUCUGUCUUCCCUCUACCCCUUACGCCAGCACCAGGUAUUCCACACCUGCUGGUGAACAAGCAGAGGCCUCUUUACACCUAUACCCGCAUGGUCUUCAUUACCGGACUGAGAAAAACACUGACGAUAAAGUAGUUUUCCACCCAUUAACUGUCUCUAAUAAUAUGCUUGUCAUCACAAUUAGUUUCACCAUCCCUGGCUUGCUUUUCUGUCAUUUCUUUCCCUUGAGUUCUGUUAACAGCAGAAAUUGGCUGCUAAACUAUUAUUCUGGUCUGUUUACUGGGGCUGCCGGCAGAAACAUUCUCCUUCUUCUGACAGCUGGGUAUGAUUUGUAAAGGUGUGAAGAAGAAUUGCUAAUACUUCUGGGCUCCAUUACAUUAACCUGGAAGGCAUUCUACCCAAGAAAUGAAUCCAAUAUUAAAUUGCC
Molecule: messenger RNA, 2797 nt
Organism: Cercocebus atys (sooty mangabey)
Lineage: Eukaryota; Metazoa; Chordata; Mammalia; Primates; Cercopithecidae
Exons: 3
Coding region: 1986-2291 (101 amino acids)
Source: RefSeq, a predicted model, not a curated record